Messenger RNA from Xenopus laevis (African clawed frog), 971 nucleotides. RefSeq names its product olfactory receptor 52Z1-like. The record is from RefSeq and is a predicted model, not a curated record. Bases 1 to 969 code for a protein of 322 amino acids. The transcript has a single exon. Lineage: Eukaryota; Metazoa; Chordata; Amphibia; Anura; Pipidae.
AUGGAACCAGGGAUCUCCAACCAGUCAUUGAUUCUCUCUUACACUGACUUUAUUCUCUUGGGUUUCCCUGGGAUAUCUCGAUGGAGGCCCCUCCUGGCAAUCCCAUUCUUUUCAGUGUACUUAGUUAUCCUGAUUGGGAAUUCUCUCAUCAUCUGCCUCAUCUGCGUUAAGAAGUCUCUCCAUUCCCCCAUGUAUUUGCUCAUCUCUGUGCUCUUUGCCAUUAACAUCUCCAGCAUUACCACCAUGUUGCCCAAAUUCCUCCUAGAGUUGUUAUUUCACCUCAACCAAAUUUCCCUCAGUGGUUGUCUUCUGCAGAUGUUUUUUAUUUAUUUCAUAACAUGCUGUGAGUCUACUGUACUUCUAUUGAUGUCCUUGGACAGAUACGUAGCAAUCUGUAGGCCACUGCGUUAUCAUAACAUCAUGACCAAAAGUCUCCUGACCUGGCUCAUAGUCAUUGUAAUAAGUCGGAACUUCAUCUUUAUUUGCCCACUGAUCGUACUUGUCUCCAUGGUCCAGUUUUGCAAGUCGAACCUCAUCCUGAACUUUAUGUGUGAAAACAUGGCACUUCUCAGUCUUGGAUGUGGAGACACAACCAAACCACAGAUUGCUGGGUUAAUUGUGCGCAUCAUUGCCACUGUACUUGAUGGUAGCCUACUCUUGAUUUCCUACUCAACCAUACUUUACACGGCCAUGAAAACUGCUACUGGAAAAUCCAGACACAAAGCUCUAAACACCUGUGGGACACACUUGCUGGUGGCAAUGGUGGUCUACCUGUGUGCAUUGGCAUCUACCUUAGUGCAGAGAAUGGAGACGACUAUUUCAGCAGAUGUUAAGAAUCUGUUCAUUGCACUAUACCUAAUUAUCCCAGCUACCUUAAACCCUUUUAUAUAUGGAUUCAGAGUGUCAGAGAUCAGAAAGAGCCUGGUGGAAUACUGGAGAGAAAAAAAGAACCCGUUUUCCUCAUCAUAAAA